UGAGGCAAGAAGCCAAGAGGGUUCCUCCCAGACAGUAUAGAAUGAAUAUCUUGAACCCAGCUCCUCAGACUGAACAGUGUGUUCCUGCCUGUCCUGAAAACCUGCGGUUUCUCAGCUGCUAGGCUUUGAAAGCUGUCUCUCCAUACAAAAGGCAUUCCAAUGGAGCAGAGCUUGUUUCUUGGUAAUCGAAGGCCACGUCUGCUUCAGGUCUGGCUACUUACAUUCUGUGUUCUGCUUUGCCUCAGGGCUGGAGGUAAGUAUUGCCUCCACCCCCCAUCCCAGAAGAUUUAAAAGAAGAAUAAGCCACUGUUUUAGAUAGGUUGAAUCUAUUAGUAGCAGGAGAGAUAUACUUUGGGGUGGUAGGGAGGAAAUGCCUUCUGCCAAGAGUUUGCAAAUCCUUGCGAUGGGGUGAGCUUAGAGCUCAUUUCAGGACAGAGUUACGCUUCCAUUGAGCGAGGAAGCUGCUUUUCUUCUGGGAGCGCCAUCUUUGGGAAAAAGUUGAUUCUGUUGUCUGGGUGGAAUGUGUUGAUAGACUAAGUGCCCAGGAGCAUGCUAUGAAUCUGCAUAUAGUUUCCCCAUCUGCAGAGGUGUAAAUUUAGUCAGACUUUCUGAGGGGGAAAGAACCCUACCUCUCUAGGAUCUAUUCUGACAGCUAUGUGUGCCCACAGGAUUUUAUGAGUUGGGACAUUGAAUCAAUUGGUCCCUCCACAAUUGAAAAAAAGGGGUUUCGCUUGGCACUAUGCUUUUCAGUAUAUACAGGAAAGAAAAUAAAUAUAAAUGAGGAAGUGGUAGGAUUCCCAGGACUUCAGUCACCUUGUCUACCUCCUAAUGAAGCCCCAGAUUUGGUGACCAAUGUAUGAAGGUGAUGCUUUCGGGAAGAAACAAUAGAAUAAAUUUUUGUGCCUCCUACAACAGAUGCUGUGAAAUGCAGACUAUGCAGGUCAUUUCGUUCUGGCAUGCCAUGUGUACCAAAUGGUGUCACAUGUGACGGGUCAUUCUGUGUAAUGGCAGAAAGAGUUAAAGGUAAGGCAUCUUUUCUAUGUUCCUCUUUUUCUAUGCUGCAAUGAGCACUUGUCUCUUCUAUGCUCUGGUAACCUCUUCAUUUCUCUGAUGAAAAUGGGAAUAUCCCAUUCCACAAUGGCAAUUAUACUAUUUAUACCGCACACAGCUUACUGGGUUGCCCCAGCCACUCUGGGCAGCUUCUGACAUGCAUAAAAACAUAAUAAAACAUUAAACGUUUUUGAAAAAACUUCCCUAUACAGGAUUGCCUUCAGACGGCUCGGGAGUCCUCCUUACCCUCCAACAUUUAUCUGAUGAAAAUAGGGACAUCCUAAGAAAAGCGGGACAUUCCAGAAUCAAAUCAGAAACCAGCUUCUCAAAGUCAGGGACGUCCCUGCAAAAUAGGGAUACUUGGAGGGUCUGCUAGGUUAGACUACUGCAGUGCAUUACACGUGGUGCUGCCUUUGAAGACAGUUAGGAAAAUGCAGCUGGUCCAGAAUUCAGUGUGGGGAUGUUUAGGAUAGUUGGCAAGGAAAUAUUUCUUAAGUGUUAUCCUUCCUUCACUCCCACUAGUGAGUGAUGUAGCAGAGCAAAUCCCCUUCUGUACUCAUGGAAGCUAGUUGAUAGAUUCCUUUGAAUCUCCACAAAAUGACUAAUCCACUCUGGCUUGCCCAGAUGGAUUAUUUCUGGUGUCUCCUUUUCUCCCUCCUAAAAUAUAAUAAAGACUCACAAGUCUGUCUUUAAAAGUAUAACAAUAAGUUUACUCACAAGUUGUUCACAGUACACAUCCUGGAAGGCAGGCUUUAAGCUUCAGGUUACAAACAUACAAUGUGGCUUACAUCCUUUGUGAGGAUGGGCCCAAGUGCUGCUAGCUGAGAGCCAGCAGCCAACAAAAUGGAGGGGACUGAAUUGAACAGAGCUGAGACAAAAUGGCUGCGUGACUCUGCUUUUAUAGAGUCACACUCAUUUGCUGAGUCACUUAUGGGGGAACACACAUCCCACAUUCAGCUGUCAGACUACUCACCGGGGCAAGACAGUUUGAGCAUAUAACACCAAUCCUGGCCUAAUUACACCAACAGCCAAUCAGUUUUUGGACCCAAUUCGAAGCGCUGGUUUUAACCUAUAAAACCAUACAUGGCUCAGGACCUCAAGGAGGGCCACUCCCAUAUGUAUUGACCUCCUGGACCCUGCAGUCAUCAUCUGAGGCCCUUCUCUAUGUGCUUUCUAUGCAGGAAGUAAUACAAAAAUGAUCCUUUUCUGCAGUGGCUUCCCAUUUGUGGAAUGCUCUCGCCAGAGAGGCUCUCCUGGCACCAUCAUUAUAUAACUUUAGAUGCCAAGCAAAAACAUUCCACUCCUCCCAGACCUUUGGCUAAUUAAACAGUCUAUGGCCUUUCAUAAUGUGUGUGUGUGUGGGGAGGUUCUUUGUUUUCAUUUGUUAUUAUGGUAUGUAUGUUUGUGUUUUUAUAUUGUAAGGCACCCAGUGAUCUUUGGACGGAAGUUGGUAUAGAGAGUUAAUAAAGAAUAAGAAUAACCUUGAGCAGAUCAGGAUGUAUGCUUAAUAAAUGGAAGAGCCCAAAGUUUUGCUAGUGCAUAAUAAAAUUACUGUGCAUAAUAAAUUUACUACAGCAGUUAUGAUUUUCUGGUCAGGCUCUAAGUUCUCUUGGUAAUGUAAGGAGUAACAUCUUCCUAAAAAUCACUGCAACCCCGCCUCCCCACCCACAAGGCCUGGGUUGCUGUGCGUUAGAGUAACCUGGUGGACAAGCAGCGGCAAGGACAGGUCCAUCUGCUUCAUCCAACCAAGUCUCUGUUACACAUGCUGAGGCAUCUGAUCAAAAUCUGCUUUGAGCUUAAAAAAUUAUAUUUGUAAAUAUAUUUUUCUCUCAUGCCAGGGAAAGACCAGCUGAAUACUCUGGCAGCUGUUCAAGGGCCCCACUGCUAUAAAUAGCAGUAUUUCAGGGUUGUAAAAAGUAUUUCAGGGUUGUAAAAGGAAAUUACAGGCUGAGAGCAAAAAGGUCACACUGACCAGAAUACAAUCAAGCUGCAAAAACACAAUUAAGAGCUGGUAAAUAGUGAAAUUUAUUGUUUAACAGAAGACUCGAGCCAUAAGGUUAAAGGUUAAAUUGAAGAGGUUGCUUUUAGAAACAGCUGGUUAGGGAAAAAGGCUUCUCUCCAAACUGUUUUGAAGCUUCAGAGAAUUUAGAGAACUUAAGAGAACUUAGCUUUUACUAAAUUCCUUUAAUUUGAAAAGGCCUUUCCUUCUAAAAAUCUAUCUAUGUUAUGUAUGAAAUAUAUUGGCUUAAAUGUAAUUAUGCAAAGGAUUUAGAAAGUAAGAAAUGUUAGAUUCUUAUGUUAGAUUCCUAUUAUGGUGGGUGAGAAGGUGAACUCAAGAUCUCUUUAAGAUAAAAAAAUUAAAAACCAUGCACCAUCUGCUUUAGCCAUCUGGUUUGCAGGGAAUAGGGCAACAGGGGCCAAAGGUUAUCUGGUAAUUGAGGUGCCUGGUCGAGGUAAAUGUAAGAUAUAUGGCUACUUGUCUGCCAUUUAUGGAUACAAGGAAAUAUAGCUCUUUGUCUCCCAUAAAAGGAAAUAGGAAAUGGGUGUAUCUUUUAUGAUUGGUUCUAGCAAACAACCAAUAGGAAUUUCAACCAGGCUGAUUGGAUAGAGGCAGCCAAAGGAGGAGCAAGGGGGCUGGGCUGAGGAAAUAUAAGUGCUGGCCAUCAGGGCUGGAGUAGGCAGAGCUUUGGUAUCCAUAUACCACUGUGUCUCUCAUUUAUUUGUCUGACAAAUAAAUUAUUAUUUUAAUUUCUCUAUUGCUGCGUUGAAUAUUUCAUUCCAGCUAAGCGUUAACCACAAGCAGGGUGCUACAAUGCCAGGUUAAGUCCUCCAUCCAGUCAUGGAUGGCAGUGGUCUUAUGAAUCAUUGACCUGGCAUUGCAUAGCAGCACCUUCAGGUCAUGUGGGUAUCCCUUGCUGAUUCCAGUAUCCGUCUGGACAUGGAGGCAGGGAUAGUCCUCAAACAACGACUAAACCUGCCUCCUCGGUAAUGACAUGGUCUGGUCUUAGCAUAACUCCUCCUCCUGCCCAUGAUCACUGAGAUCGGUUGUCCCAGUGCAUCCCCCCCCCCCCCGGAACCUGCCCCAGCCAUUUUGUUGGCUGGGACCCACUCCCAGGCAGCCCUGACCCCUCCCACUAAGAAGCAAAUAAAACUUAAUUAAAAAACAACACAAAAACCAAUACAAACCAAAAACAGUAAAAAUUACAAACAUACCAAAAUUAAACAUUCCGAAACCCGACUAAACAUCCAUCCCACCCCCCACACACCAAAAAUAAUUUUAAAAGGUAAAAACAGAAUUUUUAAAAAACAUUUUUAAAAGAACUCUGUGCUGUUCUGAGUUCUCCUGGGCAACAACAGCAGCAGCGGCAACAGUCCCUAUGAGGCCUGUCAGGCCCCGCCUAGGCCAGGUGGUGAGUGGCAGGGACAGAACCUGCAGGCACUCACAGCAGGGGAGUCCUCUGAAAAACACCAGACAUUUCCAAUGAAAAUGGAGUAUUAGAAGCAUUUCCCCAACUCCAUUUUGAACAUGUGGAUUCAAUUGUGCAGGUGGGGAGAUUCAUGGACAUAUCAAUGCAAGACAGACUGUGCAACAGUCUUCCAGCAGUACUGGAAGAGCUGCUUCAUUAGAGUCUUGAAUGCCAGCUAUAUUCUUAUAUUAAACCACAUUACAUACAGGGACCUUGCUCAAGAAGAUGAAAUGUUGGAGAAGGGCAGGAAAGUAAGGUUUCUGCUUCAAGGAACUAACUGGCAUGUCACUUGGAAAGUAGCCUAUUUUUCAGUCUGAAGGAAAGGUAUUUCGGAUUUAUCCUUGAAAACAGCGGUGGAGUUUCUGAGAUUUGAGGGUUUGUUUUAUUUAGACAUGUAUUUUGCACAUGUUUUAACAUUAUUUUAUUUUAAUGUUGACACUUUAGUAGUUUUAGCAUGGGAAAAAUCAGUUUUAGGUAUGCAUUUGUCAAUGGAGCUUAAAAUGGAAUUUAUUUCAAUGUGCUGUGAGCUUUGUCUGUUCUUUUGGUAUGAACUAUGGACUCGACUUACUAGUUAGUAUCAACAUAAGCACUUCUCUUUCUCUCGCCAGAUCCAAGAAAUAAGUUGCAGAUCAAAUUUUGUGGCGAAGGUCAUUAUGAAAAAUUCUGCGGACUAGAAGAGACAACAGAAGAUAAA
This is a messenger RNA of Podarcis lilfordi (Lilford's wall lizard), 5211 nucleotides long. Lineage: Eukaryota; Metazoa; Chordata; Lepidosauria; Squamata; Lacertidae. The record is from the annotation of a GenBank genome assembly.